Phragmites australis (common reed) is the source of this 621-nucleotide messenger RNA. Its product is annotated as alpha-amylase/subtilisin inhibitor-like. The record is from RefSeq and is a predicted model, not a curated record. Bases 1 to 621 code for a protein of 206 amino acids. The transcript has a single exon. Lineage: Eukaryota; Viridiplantae; Streptophyta; Magnoliopsida; Poales; Poaceae. Gene Ontology annotation, molecular function: endopeptidase inhibitor activity.
AUGGCCAUGAGUCGUAUCCUCCUCCCGCUCCUCGCCAUCUCCCUCCCCGGCAUCAUUGCUGGGGAUGCCACCAAGCCGGUCUACGACACGGAUGGCAACGAGUUGAGCAGUGACUCCCAGUACUACGUCCGCCCGGCGGACGACAAGAAUGCCGGCGGCGACCUCCGCGCCCGCCAGGGCGAGCUUGAGGAGUGCCCGUUCUUCCUAGUCCAGGCACGCAGAGAGGACACCGCUGGCCUCGUGCAGUUCACUCAACGGAACAACUCGACCGGUGGCGCGGUGCAUCUGUCGAGCGACAUCACGAUCCACUUCACCCAGCUCGCCACUUUCUGCGUGGAAUCAACGAACUGGUUCGUCACCCACCGGCCGCCCUUCCUGUCAUCGCCGUCGGGGCCAAGCCAGUACGUGGCGGUCGGGACCCCGAAGGCCCACGUCGACCCACCUCUGGCCGAGGUGUUCCGCAUCGAGGAGCACGACGACGGCAAGACCAAGGGGUACAAGCUGGUGUCAUCGGCCGGCGAGGGCCCGAGCAAAGAUCUGGGCUUGCAUGCUUCUUCCAAGAACCGAUCGUGGAUGGCUGUAACCGGCUCGCCUUUGGUGGUCGUGUUCAAGAAAGGAUAG